This is a messenger RNA of Emericellopsis atlantica, 968 nucleotides long. RefSeq lists its product as uncharacterized. NCBI's taxonomy places the organism in Eukaryota, Fungi, Ascomycota, Sordariomycetes, Hypocreales, Bionectriaceae. The transcript has a single exon. The coding region runs from base 181 to 750 and encodes 189 amino acids. The record is from RefSeq and is a predicted model, not a curated record.
GACGUGGAAGGCGAGGCGGCCGGCCGUCGAGGGAGGGAUGAGAUGCAACUGCGUGUGAACUGGGAGGGUCGCACGGGUACAUACAGCUGGCUAGCUGGUGGUCGAUGCGCGUGAGACGAUGGCCGGCGCUGUAAUUUGUCGAAGUGCUGCUCGUGGUUCUAUGACAAGGCCAAAGGGCUGAUGGAGUUUGGGCUGCUACUGCUUUUGUUGCCAACAGUGGUGAGUGAGUUGGCUUGGAGGCACGGGGAAAGCCAGCUGUGCUCGCGACCAAGGAAUGCAUCGUCAGGCACCCAAGAUCAGAUCCAAGCCCCCGGAGACACAGACAUCAUUCUCCUCAUGCCCAACUUUAGCUCAGCCAGCCCAACACGAGGCAUCCAGCCCCCACGAGACCAGGCGCAUGACACCCUGCUCGUUUCUCUGCGCACGAUGCCACGAACUCGCAUGAUCGCCACAGCCCCUGGGGGGCCCACGCAGGGUCUAUCCACAACCCUGAGCCAUGGUCUGAUUUCCAUUGAUGCGACUGGGGUCUUAGAGCAGGUUCUCCGUGUAACAGCAGGCUGCAGGCGGGAGGAGCAACCCGAGCCAGCGCUGAGGCGUGUCUGUGCAACGACGACGGCGAGGACGACAACAAUAACAACAAACGCGUGUGUGUGGACGAGAAUUCGUACCGGCGUGGCAGCUGACCCUCGUGACUACCACUCGUCUCCCUGUCUGGCGAUCGUCGAAACGAGCAGUAGCCUAAUUAUAUGACCACACGUGUAGCGGAGGACGGCUGUCGUCCCCAUUGGCCUGGUAGUUCGGACGUCGGCAGUCCAUGAUCAUGUGGCGAUGCGAGGGAUGACAUGGAGUGUAGCUAGUGCGGGCCGUACCGGACUGCUGCUGGCUCUAGAGUCUAGUGAUCAUUGAUGGUGCUUGGAUAAGUAGACCUGAGCAGUGAUCAGUCUCACUGUCCGUCGGGCAGCCAGGCU